AUGGCCACUCACUUGUCUUUCCCGGUAUCGACCUCCACCAUCCAAGCAUUCCCAAGUCCCUUGGGUACAACCACCAUGCUGUGUAACCUAAUCUCAGAAGCUAACCUAGGGACGGUCAGCCAAUCCCUCAGCAUUUUGACCUCAACUGCUCCCCCAGAUGCGAACACCUCAAGCCUUGGCCUCCCUUCAAAGCUGACCUGUGCCGACUCUCCCUGGACUCCCUUGGACCCAUCAUUGCAAGUCUCUGCCUUUCGGGCACGAGACACCACCUCCGUCUUUCGGACAUGA
Messenger RNA from Heterobasidion irregulare TC 32-1, 288 nucleotides. RefSeq lists its product as uncharacterized. Lineage: Eukaryota; Fungi; Basidiomycota; Agaricomycetes; Russulales; Bondarzewiaceae. The record is from RefSeq and is a predicted model, not a curated record. The transcript has 3 exons. Bases 1 to 288 code for a protein of 95 amino acids.